This is a messenger RNA of Colletotrichum phormii, 1163 nucleotides long. RefSeq names its product NUDIX hydrolase domain-like protein. Gene Ontology annotation, molecular function: bis(5'-nucleosyl)-tetraphosphatase (asymmetrical) activity. Gene Ontology annotation, biological process: AMP biosynthetic process; ATP biosynthetic process. The coding region runs from base 454 to 1005 and encodes 183 amino acids. The transcript has a single exon. Lineage: Eukaryota; Fungi; Ascomycota; Sordariomycetes; Glomerellales; Glomerellaceae. The record is from RefSeq and is a predicted model, not a curated record.
GCUCAAAGUCACCUCGGGCCAUACCGAAGUUGCGGUACUGACAUACAGGUCAAAUAAUGUGGAGAAAAUGCGAUUGUCGACUUCUUGUCUGUUAGCAACCUUACCCAGCUUCAUCAUCGUAGCUUCUGAUUUGGCAGUUGGACACGCCAGUUCGAAAUCUUGGCCUCCGCGGCCGAUCCGUUGACGGCUAGCGCCGUGAACAGCUACGCAACCCGGUCGGCCUAAGAAAGCACGGCCAGCCAGACUUUGUACGUAGUACGAGUAUCCGUAGACCGGCGCGGAAGCAAGCGAGACAAGGACCCCCGCCAAAACAACAGCGCCGAGCCUGUGCACUGACGACUCUGCAAUACAACACCAUCCUGCUAGAUGGAGUAGAUCGACUCUGCGGGAAGAGGACUCCGCUUCGCGCUACCAUAUAGACCGACCCAAGCCAGCGGGUAAGGCAGGCACAAAAUGGCAGCCUCCAACUUUGUCACCAGGCAGUACGCCUAUGAAGCCUUUGUCGAAAGCUGCGGUGCAAUCCUCUUCGACUCGCCCAGAAACCCAGCAAGGGUCUGCCUGCUCCGUUACCUGGCCACAAAUGAAUGGCUUCUGGCCAAGGGCAGACGCAAUUGCGGCGAGUCGAGGCACGAGGCAGCCUUGCGGGAGGUGCUGGAGGAGACGGGCUUCCGCUGCCGACUUCUGCCUGUUGAUAUGGCCACGCGGGCGCCGGCACCGGAUGACGAUGCGAAUGCUCCCGAUCAAGCAGCCGCGCGUCGAGGAAUCACGGAGCCGUUUAUGCUGACUAUGCGAGGACUUGAUGGAGGGGCUGGAGUGAAACUCAUUUGGUGGUAUGUUGCGACUCUCGAGGAGGGAGCAGCGGUAGAGACGGCUGGCGGGGAGACUCAGUUUAGUGCGAGCUUCUUUGGUCUUGAUGAAGCUGCUCAAAAGCUCACUUUUGAGGACGACCGAGACGUUCUGAGGAAGGCCAUCCAACUCGUCAGAAAGACCACUCUUGGGUCAUAGACAGCCAAAUUCGGUCAACGAUCACCUUCUACCUAGCUCAUGCUCCCCGCUUCCAAUGAAGAUGCAUUUCUCAAUUGGGCCUGGGCUUUGCAAUACGCGCAGCUGCGCAGGUAAUGUCGGGGCAAUAUCCACCCUUUUCUUCAAUGGCGCUAUCCCUC